Messenger RNA from Syngnathus typhle (broad-nosed pipefish), 3606 nucleotides. RefSeq names its product single stranded DNA binding protein 4 (gene ssbp4). Gene Ontology annotation, molecular function: protein binding; single-stranded DNA binding. The record is from RefSeq and is a predicted model, not a curated record. Gene Ontology annotation, cellular component: nucleus. Gene Ontology annotation, biological process: positive regulation of transcription by RNA polymerase II. Lineage: Eukaryota; Metazoa; Chordata; Actinopteri; Syngnathiformes; Syngnathidae. The transcript is spliced from 17 exons. Bases 126 to 1283 code for a protein of 385 amino acids.
GGGAGGGAGGGAGGGAAGAAGGGGGAGGAAAACACUGAAAGGGUAGCUAUGGAGAUGGAGCGUUUUCCUGGCUGCUUUCUUUGACAGGUGUUGAGUGGGGCAAAAGUCUUAAAACAGAAUCCAGCAUGUACGCCAAAGGUAAAGGAGCCGUGGUCCCUUCCGACAGCCAAGCGCGAGAAAAGUUAGCUUUAUACGUGUAUGAGUAUUUGCUUCAUGUUGGCGCACAGAAAUCGGCACAGACCUUCCUAUCAGAGAUCCGAUGGGAGAAGAACAUCACACUCGGGGAACCUCCUGGAUUUUUACACUCGUGGUGGUGCGUAUUCUGGGAUCUGUACUGCGCCGCCCCGGACAGGAGGGAGACAUGCGAACAUUCCAGCGAGGCCAAGGCCUUCCAUGAUUAUAGCGCGGCCGCCGCCCCCAGCCCAGUGAUGGGCAACAUGCCGCCCAACGACGGCAUGCCGGGAGGACCCAUGCCCCCGGGAUUUUUCCAAGGUCCCCCAGGAUCUCAGCCUUCUCCUCAUACGCAGCCUCCCCCACACAACCCCAGCAAUCCCAUGAUGGGCCCUCACGGACAGCCAUUUAUGUCGCCGCGGUACCCAGGUGGUCCUAGACCCGCACUCCGCAUGCCAAACCAACCACCAGGGAGCAUCCCGGGAUCACAACCUCUCCUGCCAAACAGCUUGGACCCCACCAGACCCCAAGGACAUCCAAACAUGGGCGGUCCAAUGAGAAUGAAUCCUCCUCGAGGAAUGGGAGCAAUGGGGCCACAGAAUUACGGUGGAGGAAUGAGGCCUCCUCCCAACUCCAUGGGGCCAGGCAUGCCUGGCAUGAACAUGGGUCCUGGCGGAAGAGGCCCAUGGCCGAACCCCAACAAUAACUCGAUAGCUUAUUCAUCUUCAUCUCCGGGCAACUACGUGGGUCCCCCGGGGGGAGGAGGACCACCAGGAACCCCCAUCAUGCCAAGUCCAGGAGAUUCAACAAACUCGAGCGAAAACAUUUACACGAUGAUGAACCCCAUCGGCCCUGGUGGGAACAGACCUAAUUUCCCAAUGGGACCGGGGCCAGACGGGCCCAUGGGUGGCAUGGGGGCCAUGGAACAGCACCAUAUGAACGGCUCUCUAGGCUCUGGUGACAUGGACGGGUUGCCAAAGAAUUCUCCCAACAACAUGGCAGGCAUGAACAAUCCCCCCGGCACUCCGCGGGAUGACGGCGAGAUGGCAGGCAACUUUUUAAACCCAUUCCAAAGUGAAAGUUAUUCACCCAACAUGACGAUGAGUGUGUGAUUCGUUUUUUUUUUAUUUUACUUUUUCAUCUCCCUCUUACCCUCUCCCCCCUCACCCACGGUGCGUCUUGCAUUGCCCUCUUCCCCUUUUCCUCCCUCGUCCGUGUGGAUCGGCCGGCGCGCAGCCCCUCGGGAUGCCCAUGGACAGCAGGACCCCCCUCAAGGGCCCCCAUCCCAACGUCUGUAAAAUGGGCGUAAGAACAUGAGACUUUCUUCCUCGCCUGCUGCGACCACUCUCCCCCCUGAUCGCUCCUCGUCAUGAGCCUUGGAGCACCCCCACCCCCCAAAAAAAAAAAAAAAUCGCCCCCAGCCCAUUCAACCAGUCAUGAAGCUCAGCAAUGGCACAGCCCCCCCAAAAAUCUUUUGUGAAAUCUUGACAUGUUCUGCUGCAUUCAAGACCCAUUGGGAAAUAUGCCAGUCAGCACUCAGAUGGUUUCGAUUGAAAAAUUACACAAAAAUACUAGGCCAGUAUUUGUUUUAUUUUUGUUGUUUUUGAAAAAUAAAUACUAUCUAUAUACAUGUACAUACAUCAUGUGUACAUACCGGUACAAAGAUACUUGAUGUACCGUGGCUAUAAAAAGCCCACUAGAACAUCGCAACAUUAUUUGGGGUUCAUCAGGCGCCCUUUAAAUGGUAGCAGGUGUGUACUGACUCUCAUUUAAUGUGGUUUUCAAUUUGACUGCUUCGUUCUGAACACAGCCACAUCCUAGUCACGAGGGUGUGCACACUUAUGCAACCUAUCAUCUCAGUUCUUUAACUUGACUAUUCUGUUUUGAAAGGUUAAAAUAAAUCAAUAACACCCGAUGGACAUGAUUCAAUAAAUUGAUUUUUUUUCUUUCAGGCUCAUGUUUUUAAAAAUCACAAACACCAUUUGGACAAGGGUGUGUAGACUUUUUAUAUGCACGGUACAUCGUGAUGUCCGCCAAGUCCGUAAGUAGCAACUCUGAACUAAAGCAGCUUAAUCCAGUAUGAGGUCAUAUAAAUUUCAGGUUUGUAGAAUACAGCAUAUCUUCAAAUCAGCCAUUCCUCCACUAACAGAUUUGUGUAAAUAUUUAACCUGCAUUGUUCUUUUUAUUCAUUGAUGCAUACAAUUGUGCCUGUAAAUCCCUAAAAUGUAUUUUCCAUGCCCUCAAAUCCUUUUUUUUUUUUAUGUCGUUUAAUCUCGCCUAUUUUUUAAUUCAAUUUUGCCCAUUGAUAUGAAGGAGUGUUAGCGCCACUCUGUAAAAAAAAAAGAAAAAAGUGAGGAUUUAACAAAAAUUUAAUUAUUUUAAGAGAUGAAAUAAAGUUGGAAUAACAUGAGAGAUAAGUUCAAACGUAUGACUGAAAUUUUAAUUUUACAAGGCCUUAAUAUGUUCCCAGAAUCUAUGUAACAUGAUUCCUCUUGUACAUUUGGCCCAAUUUUUAAGGGAUAAAAAAAAAAAAUGAUAUUAUAACGUAUGUGCUGGGUGGAUAUCCAAGAUUUAGCUCCCAGAGGAAGCCAGUGGGGGGAGACACUCGCCGGUCAACAUAAUGACACCCAACCUUCCCUUUCUUCCCUCGAGUGUCAUCCCCCUUAUUAUUUUUUUGUUCCCGUUUUUGUAAAUACUGUACAAUGCAUUUUGAUAUCAUGGACAUGUUUUGAUAUGUCAGUCACUACCGAUGAGUACAGCUGAGAGUAAAUUAUUAAUGAAACUGUCCAUGUUUUCUUUCAUAGAGGAGAAAGGACGCCCGUUGACUAUUUGGCUCAUAUGUGACUAAAUUUCCAAAACAAAACGUUCUAGGACACAGCAAUGACUAGAAGUUCUAAUUCAAACCUGACCUCAUGUUGCAAUUUUUAAUAUGAAGGAUUUUUCAUUUUGAGCCGGUUCAAACAGGAGUUUGUUUUGAAAUGAACAUGAGGUGAUAAAAAAAGAAGAAAAAAAACGGUGUUCUUUGCUAUGGAGUCCUGUAUAGACACUCUCUCAGUCCUCUGUGUAUAUGGAUCAUCUCUGUACUUCUAUUGUGAUGUAUAAUACUGUACCAUUAGGAGUAAGAUCUGCUGGUCAUGUUGAGUGUGGGAGGGGGCGGGGGUAUCAUGGGAAAGGGGGGGGGGGACAUAAUGGAUUCUCCUGCAGUGUUCAAUAUGAAGCAGUCUGUCUCCUGGUUUGCUUUGUAUUUCAUGCUAGGAUAGUUGGGAAUCUUGUCUUAGGGCCGUAGAUGUCUUGUGUAGGUAAUAAAGAUGUUCUUUGUAUGUUUCUUUAUAUUGUAAAGUUUCUUUAGACUGAAAGGAGGAGGGAAAAAAACAAGAUCAUUUGCUUAUCAGAAAGAAGAAACAAUGUAUCAAUAAUAAAUGUCAUUUGAUUUUU